CAUCUGCUUCUUCAGUGUGAGCCUUCAACAUGUUGACUCUGCAAUUCUUCUUGGGGGCUUCCCUCUGGGCUCUGCUGAUUGUGGACAUGUGCUGCGGCCCUGUCAAGAAAGGCUUUAAUCCUGGUGCAUCCUCUCGUGGGAGUUACAUGUAUCCAAGUCCUCACUCUAACCAGAGGGUGCCUUCCAGCCUGUAUUCACCUGGAAAUGUGCCUGAAGGUGCUUAUCCUGAGGAAGAUGCUGCACCAUCUUUGCCUAUGUCAGAACCGGAGCCUGAGCUAGCUGCAUCUGCUGGCUCUGGUUCUUCUUCCAGACCUGUUCAGUUCACAGGCAGUGCAGCGAGGAGAAAUCCUGCAGGCCCAACACAGUCAGGAGCUGGAGUUCAAUCUGCCCCAAAAGAGAUCAACUGGCUUGUUGCACCUCCUGUCUUUGGUGAUGAGGAAACCCCAGAUGUUGAAUCCAGCAGUGAAAUUUACGUGAGUCCCCCUCUUCGACCAGCGUACCAGGCAGGGGAGCUGUCCCAUUAUGAAAAAAGCACUGAGAGCGGCAACUACCAGUCGGAGACUGAGGAGCAAGCCUCCCUGCCACCACCUCCUGAACCAAAGUAUGCUUACAUGAUUCCUCUCCCUCGGGAUGAAUCUCGUGAAGAAAGCUACAUCAGCCCACCGCAGCCAGGCAUUGGACCUGCUAGAGGCUGGAUCGUUUAUCCUUACUAUGACUACAGGUUCCUGACUGGCAACUAUCCAACUGGCACAUUCAGUCAGUUCAGUAGCAGCUUUGAGCAGGGGAAUGACAACUGGAAAGAUGCUCACUAUGUGAGAGAUUACCUUCCCUACCGUGCUCCCUCACAGCUAGUCAACACUCCCACUGAGUUUGAAGCCCCUCUGACCACUGAGGCUCUUAAGGCUCCUGCAAAGGGUGUCUCUAAACGUGGUGGUGCAGCAGCAGCUGUCCGAUCCGCUUCUUCCCGUAAAACUGCCAUGCGACCACCUUUUGAAAGAUAUGGUUAGGAUUGUCUAACCCAGUCAAGUAUGGUUAAGAGGUGGAUCCCUCCAGCAGGAUUUCACAGAAUUCAAUAAAAGACCUUUUCAUAUA
Paralichthys olivaceus (Japanese flounder) is the source of this 1092-nucleotide messenger RNA. RefSeq lists its product as uncharacterized. The record is from RefSeq and is a predicted model, not a curated record. NCBI's taxonomy places the organism in Eukaryota, Metazoa, Chordata, Actinopteri, Pleuronectiformes, Paralichthyidae.